GAAAUUUCUUGUUGGAAAAGUAGCCGUAGCUGAACUUCCAUUAUUUGAAAAAAAAAUUGACAGUUGGAUAAACAGCAGCCAGCAUCAAAAUGAUGGAAUUACUCCCGUAUGAUGACCCACGCGAGGGAUCGGAACGCCUCCGGAAAGCUAUCGACAAGGAGCGAUUCAUUUCGCGCUGCAAGAACCGACUGAAAGGAAAAAAGAAACUUCAAAAGUACCUCCCGGAGCGGUCCAGCUUCCUGUAUGAGUUUCUGGGCCGUCACGGCGGAAAUCUGCACCUGCGCACUAAUGUGUACAAAGAUUUCCUCGGCGAAACGGACCGGACGGAGGAGCUCAAGAAUAAGGUCAUUAGCUCGAUGAUCCCGGACGAGGUUCUAUGCAGUGCGGGGGAUUACCGGCCGAGGAAAUUUAUGACCGCUAUGCUGUUCGCCGAUGUGUCAGGCUUUACAGAUCUUUCGGAAAAGUUCAAUAUACCGGGUAAAGGCGGAGCUUCCAAACUGUCCCAAGUGCUUAACGCGUAUCUGGGUGCCAUGGUGCAGGAGAUUCUGUCGCAUGGAGGAGAUAUCCUAAAAUUCUCCGGCGAUGCCUUUCUAGUGCUGUUCAAGGAAACGCCGUCGGUUUCGUUGAAGGAUGCUACGCACCGUGCCAUUGAUACGGCGAUCAUCAUUCAGCGGUCGUUUGGAGCUUACGAAACCGAAGUUGGUGUUACGCUGCGAGUAAAGAUUGCCAUAGCUGCGGGGGAGGUUUACUUUUCCUUGAUUGGAACGGAAGACUUUUCACAUUAUGUUGUGAUUGGACAGCCGGUGUGGAAGGUGAAGAUUGCCGAAAAGGUGGCUGAGCCCGGUGAUAUUAUUGUGAAUCAUAUAGCGUGGAACUACAUAUAUUCGAAUGAGUACAUUUCCGAACAGUGCGACGAUAAAGCCCAUUUUCGAAUCAUAGGGUUUACUAGUAACUGGCGUUCUGCCCAGCGGUUGAAUAUUUUUGAUCUAUUGCAUGAAAAUGAAUUGGAGGAUGAUGACGAUACAAGAAUACUACCAGGUGAAGAAAUGAAGCUCGACAGCGAAACUCUGAGAAUUCGACCAAGUUUGAAGCACGUUGCAACCAAAACUGUUACAACCUCACUGAGACGGUUUAUGAUUAAACCGAUUUUAAAUGCCAUCGAUACCCAAGAACCUUUAGAGUUCCUGACCGAGAUGCGACAAAUUGUUACUGUGUUUCUGAAUAUUGUAUUGAGGACCAAGGAUAUGCUGGAAGUCAUCGAUGAAAUCAACUCGAUCUUUACUUCACUGUGCACACUAGUUGAAAGCUACGAUGGAACCGUGAACAAAGUGUCCCUAUUCGACAAAGAUGUCAUGUUUCUGAUAAUUUUCGGUUUACGGGGGUACAAACAUGAUCUAGAUAGUCAGAUUGCACUGCGUUGUGCAUCGGAGAUUCGCGAGAUGUAUCGGACGAAUCUCAAAGUGUUGUCUGCGUCGAUUGGGGUCACAACGGGUACCACGUACUGUGGAGUGGUGGGACACUUUGUUCGUCGGGAGUACUCGGUGAUCAGCGUUACGGUUAACAAGGCGGCCCGACUGAUGAUGGCCUAUCCGAAUAAGGUCACCUGCGAUAAGGAUACGUUUAUGAUGAGUAAGUUGGAUCCGAUGCACUUUACGCUACAGGAAGCGAUCGAAUUGAAAGGUCUCCAAAAUGUGGGAACGAUAUACGAAUUCAAAGAAGUUAUUCCGGAACGAGAAAUGGUCAAACCGAUUGAGUACGAAUAUCCGAUAGUAGGUCGAGAUGAAAUACUUGAAGUGUUCGAAGAAAUGCUCGACGAUGGACUGUUUCUCACGCAGAAUGGAAACUCAGAUGACGCCAGCAGAAUCCAAGACUACACUAAUCAGAGUUGCUUGCUGAUAAGGGGAGAAGCUCAGAUGGGGAAAACGCGGCUGCUGAAUGAGUUGUUUCAUAUGUCACUGAAGAAUAAGAAAAUCAGUUCGCUAAGGUUGACGCUGUCGAUGCGUGAUUUAAAGAAAUCAUAUUCCGCCGCCUAUCUGUACCUUUCGCGUCCGCUCGGAUUCACUGAAACGAUCACCAGAAUAACCCGCGAGAAUCGCAUCAAGCAGUAUCUGAGUGAGCAUCAUCUCAACCCUCAACUGGCUCUGCUGAAUGACAUUCUGGAUGUGGAAUUCCCGGAUUCGGAAGUCUUACGCAUGAUGAACGACACCGAGCGGGACGAAAUGAGACGCAAACUUUUCGAACUGCUUUGCCAGAAGGCAUUUCAAAACCUAUGGGUGCUGAUAAUCGACGAUUUGGAAUUCAUGGACGACGAAUCGUUCGAGUUGUUUGAAAUCCUCUGGAACAUGCCUCAGGUUAUUACAGUGUUGGCUAUGGGUUAUCGCCGGCGCUUGGCGACCACUUUCAAGCAACUUUUCGAUAAUCCCCACGUAUGCCAGCUAAAAUUGACACCAAUUGAUACACUGCUCCACAAAGCAGUAACGUGUCAAUUUUUGAACGUGAACGCUAUCCCGUUGGAUUUGGAACGCGCAAUACACCUCAUGAGCAGUGGCAAUCCCGGUUGGAUGAAUACGUUUGUGAUGUCCCUGAAGCAAAGUGGUUUAUUACGUGUCAUUCGAAUGGGAUCGAUUGAGGCUCAAUCCAAGGGGUAUGUUUUUUGCGAAUCAUCCUACCUCGUGCGAAGCAGCGCAAGAUCUACCAUAUCUUUCCGGCUGAGUGGUGCCGAUUGGGAUCUCUUUGAGUCCUGUUCCGAUGAUGAUCAAAUGUCUCCGUUUAUAAGAACGAACUUCUCCAGCAAGUUAGUGAAUGUGGCGAGUUUGAAGGGAGAUAUUGAUACGCGAAAUUACUUUCCGUCGUCCUGUUUGGAUGCGUUCCAUCUGAUGCUGUACGAUUCGCUUUCCUCGUACGAACAGUACGUCUGCAAAUGUGCUGCCGUUUUGGGAGAGAAAUUUUUAAGAGUGGCAUUGAUAUUUGUGAUUGCGCAGGAUAACGAACGGGAUGUCGCAAUAGCUAUUCAAAAAUUAUUUGACCUUCAAAUUUUGUCCUGUGCUAUCGGAGACUUCUCCUCUGGCUUCAGUCUGUUCCAGCGGAAUGUCAAUGCGGAAAAUUUAAAGAAGAGGUCCUGUGGCUGUAUCAAGGUUCCAAUUUCAAGAGCCUGUCGAGAUUUACCGCGUUAUGCAGCGUGUGGAUAUUCGAAGUUUAAUUCAGAUUUAUUCCGUCAAACCGUGUACAAUUUGCUUACGGAGCAGCAGAAAAUCGAGUUCCACAGUCGGGCGCUAACGUUCAUAGAACGUGAAACGAAAAAAUGUGUUACUUGCGGAGGCGGAUCAUUCAACAAUUUGAUUUCCAGCGAUGAUAAAUUUGAUGUGUUAAUAGGCUUCAAACGAAGGCGAGAUUCCGAUGAUUCCUAUCGGAACCUUUUGCUGAAAAGCGGAGCCAGUGGAUUUUCUAUGCAGUCAAGCCAGCGCUGGAAAAAUUUUAACUGUUUUGGUACUGUAAAACCGCAUCUUUCUGUCAAAAUGCCUAUUUUGAGUUAUCGGGAGUAUGAUUUCACCAAAUGUCGUUGCUACAUGAUCCUGUAUUCGAUGUACAAGGAGAUCGUGUUCCACAGCAAUGGAGCUCGUAUGGCCGAGAAGCACAUUGAAGCGCAGAUCGAGUGGGCCAACUGCUGUAUGAAGGUCGCAAACAUACCCAAGGCUAUUCAGAUGUUGGAAAGUGUACAAAUGCAGAUAAAGGACAUCGAUAAAUUUGACAACACAGCAUUGGUGACAUACUUGAAAGGUCGGUUGUAUACACUGCUAGCAAUAUGUCGAUACGAGUUGAAGCAAUACAAUUUAGCAACAGAGUAUUUUUACACCGCUGCAGAAGUCAUGGGCAUGCCAUUUCCGAAGUCGACUGAAAUUGCUAAACUUCAGUUCGAGCUACUGUUCGCCAAGGUUUGUCGAAUGGUUCACAAGCGAGAGCUGCUACCCAGACAGCAAUGGAAACCGCUGUAUUACGUAUUAAUCGCUUCUCAGCUGUCAUCUUGCUUUGAUGGAAUGUUCCAACUGUUUCGCCGUUUGACUCAGUGGACCCUGGCUCAGUUGGCUGCUGUUUGGAGCCUGAAGCAUGCCCUCAAAUAUCGGCGGAAUGCUGCUGUACUCGUUGAGGCUUUUGCCAGUGUGUUUCAAAUUGCAUUCCAUAUGGGGUUCUCCAAUAACAUUGCCUGGAUGCAGGAAAGAUCUCUGGAAAUUAUUGCUGACAAUGUUGAUCGAAUCAAUAUGGAUUAUAUGAAGGCAAUCGUAAAAUAUUACACUGCUUUACUCAUGUGUCAAACGAUUCGUUCCACGAAAUUGCUGACGAUUGAGCUGGGCCGUGUUGUAUUGAAGAUAACCGAUAUGUUACAAUUCAAAACCAGUGAGUGGCACAUCAUUCCCGUUUUGGCAGAGUUAUUGAUGUCACAUCGGAAAAUUUCUGAAGUUGUUAGCAUGCUGUGGGACUUCAAGGCACUGACCGAUCGGUAUCAGGACACCUCCGCCAGGGCAUGGUACUAUUCAAUCGCAAUGGAUAUCAUGCUGGAUACGAGUUGCUCCGUCGAACCGUACAAGGAGUGCGAGAGUUUCUUUUUGAAGAACUGUGAAGCUCUUGGCUAUCAACGGGACGCCUAUGCCGUAACGAGGUUGUUUGUCAAUUUGUGGCUUUGGUGCGUACGAAAUGGAGCGUGGGAAACAGCCGAUAUAUGGAUGAACAAGCUGCAGGAGGUGUUUGCGUUGACUCCACAUGACUCCAUGAUAAAUGUUCACACCGCGAUUCGGUUGCUGGAGGGACUUGUUCUUACCUUGGUCAGUAAGAUUGAAGCGAGAAGUAUUCUGGCGAUUGUUCGGUUGCAAACAGAAAUCGAGCGAUUGUGUGAUAGCAUAGAAGAUGCACUUGACAUUAGUAAAAGUCAUGAGGCAAAAUACCGAUUAUGUAGAAUAUAUUAUAGAAAAGUAGUGAAUGACGGAUACAACGCUAUUGGCAAGCUGAGAAAACUGCGAAAGCUGGCAAUCGCUCGGAAUGAUUUACUUAGUGCCGAGAAGACCUUGCACACCAUUCAGUUCUGGCGGUGUGAGUUGUCUCAGAAGAUUGAAUCGUUUUGGUUGGACCACUGUUCGAGCGUGGUAUCCGGAAGUGACAUGGAUAGAAAUGAAAGCUUUGAUCAUUCUAAUUCAAACCGAUAUGAUUAUACCAGUUGUAUUUUAAAUGCUGAGCGGAUUUAUCCUUUUUCACUGCCUUUGCCUAGGGCCAGAUAUUUUUAAAGCCUAGUUAGCUGAAAAUUUCGUGUGAAGAAUAGUGUUAUAUCAUUGAGACUACGCAUUUCGAAGCCUUAUUCUACGUUUUACAAAUAUGAUUAAAUAUA
Armigeres subalbatus is the source of this 5374-nucleotide messenger RNA. RefSeq names its product adenylate cyclase type 10-like. Lineage: Eukaryota; Metazoa; Arthropoda; Insecta; Diptera; Culicidae. The record is from RefSeq and is a predicted model, not a curated record. The transcript is spliced from 22 exons. Gene Ontology annotation, biological process: cyclic nucleotide biosynthetic process; intracellular signal transduction. Gene Ontology annotation, molecular function: adenylate cyclase activity. Gene Ontology annotation, cellular component: cytoplasm. The coding region runs from base 90 to 5273 and encodes 1727 amino acids.